CUUUUCCUGAUUAUACUUCUGGGCUUUUGGCUUUAAUCUUAGUUUCUUUUCAUUGUUGUCUCCUGCCCUGCAAUUCUAUUCGUCUUGUUUCCAGCUUCGGCAUGCUGAAUCUCUACACCUUGCUGAUUUUUCCAAUAUUUUUAUUUUUUGAUCGGCCAUACAAGUCUUUAAUUCGUACCAUUCACAGUCACUUUUUCGCAUUAAUUCAAUUUUCUAUCGCUCAGAAACUUGCUACUUCAGUCGAUCAGAAUCGUCACCACCAUUUUUUGCUUUAUUUUUCACUCAUCUUAUAUAUAUAUAUAUAUAUACUACAGUUUAUUCCUGAGUUGUUGUUAUAAAGGUUGGUUUCUCAUUUUAAUGCAAGAAAAUAAGCUUUUUAUAAAGUACUAGUGUUUUCUUAGUCAGUCAUUUUGUUAAUU
Molecule: messenger RNA, 419 nt
Organism: Ascoidea rubescens DSM 1968
Lineage: Eukaryota; Fungi; Ascomycota; Saccharomycetes; Ascoideales; Ascoideaceae
Exons: 1
Coding region: 102-338 (78 amino acids)
Source: RefSeq, a predicted model, not a curated record